AAAGGUGGAAAGGAAAAAAAUGCAUCGACGUGUGCUGCAACGGCGAGUGCGAGAGGAGGCUUUGGCCACGAUGCCACUUUGGUCCUGAUGCGCAAUUCCUAAGUGCUCUUUUUUUUGGCUUCCGUUUUUUUCUUUUUUUUUUCCCCCACACUAAAAAGGGAAAAAAAAAGUGGAUCGGGUGGACUUUCCAAGCAUGCGGCGCACUUGGCGGUUUGGGACUACUUUGGAAUACUGGACGCGGACGCUUGCGUGUCUCCUAUGGAUUCCAUACUCGUGCGGGAUGCCUCACGUCAUCCGAAUAGGCGGCAUUUUCGAGCAAACCGACGGCGCCGUCCCCCUGGUCAGCGCCGAGGAGCUGGCCUUCAAAUUCGCCGUCAACAACAUCAACCGAAACCGGACCCUGCUGCCCAACACCACGCUGACCUACGACAUUCAGAGGAUUAAUAUCUACGACAGCUUCGAGGCCUCCAGGAAAGCCUGCGACCAGCUGUCCCUGGGCGUGGUGGCCAUCUUCGGGCCGUCGCACAGCUCGUCGUCCAACGCCGUGCAGUCCAUCUGCAACGCGCUGGAGGUGCCGCACGUGCAGGUGCGCUGGAAGCAUCACCCCGCCGACAACAGGGACACCUUCUACGCCAACUUGUACCCGGACUACUCGUCGCUGAGCUACGCCAUCCUGGACCUGGUGCAGUUCCUCAAGUGGAAAACCGCCACCGUGGUCUAUGACGACAGCACAGGGCUCAUAAGACUCCAGGAGCUGAUCAUGGCGCCGUCCAGGUACAACAUCCGGCUGAAGAUCCGGCAGCUGCCCGUGGACACGCAGGACACCCGGCCCCUCCUCAAGGAGAUGAAGAGGAGCCGCGAGUUCCGCAUCAUCUUCGACUGCGGCCAUCACAUGGCCGCGCAGAUCCUCAAGCAGGCCCAGACCAUGGGGAUGAUGACCGAGUACUACCACUACAUCUUCACCACUCUGGAUCUGAUGGCCAUUGAUUUGGAGCCCUACCGCUUCUGUGGCGUCAACAUGACCGGCUUCCGCAUCCUCAACGUGGACAACCCGCUGGUCUCCUCCAUUGUGGACAAGUGGUCCACAGAAAGGCAGAAACCCCCCAAACCUGACUCGGGCCUCCUGGAGGGCAUCAUGACGACAGACGCGGCUCUGACCUACGACGCCGUCCACAUCGUGUCCGUCUCCUACCAGCACGCGCCGCAGAUGACCGUCAACUCGCUGCAGUGCCACCGCCACAAGCCCUGGCGUUUCGGCGCUCGCUUCAUGAGUUUCAUCAAAGAGUCCCAAUGGGACGGACUGACCGGGAGACUCUCGUUCAACAAGACAACCGGAUUGCGUACGGACUUUGACCUGGACAUCGUAAGCCUGAAGGAGGAGGGACUAGAAAAGGUCGGCAAGUGGAGUCCGUCCGGAGGUCUCAACAUCACAGAAGUGCCCAAGCGAAAAGGGGUGAACAUCACGGAUUCGCUGGCCAACCGCUCGCUUGUCAUCACCACCAUCCUUGAGGAGCCAUACGUCAUGCUGAAGAAGUCCGACAAGGCGCUGGUGGGGAACGACCGCUUCGAAGGCUUCUGCGUCGACUUGCUCAAGGAGCUGGCCGGCGUGCUGGGCUUCGCCUACGAGAUCCGCCUGGUCCCCGACGGCAAGUACGGCUCCCAGGACGACAAGGGCCAGUGGAACGGCAUGAUCCGGGAACUCGUCGAACACAGGGCCGACCUGGCGGUGGCUCCCCUCACCAUCACCUACAUGCGCGACAAGGCGGUGGACUUCACCAAGCCCUUCAUGAACAUGGGCAUCAGCAUCCUGUACCGCAAGCCCAACGUCACCAACAACGGCUUCUUCUCCUUCCUGAGCCCCAUGACGCCCGACAUUUGGAUCUACAUCCUGCUGGCCUACCUGGGCGUCAGCUGCGUCCUUUUUGUCAUUGCCAGGUUCAGCCCGUACGAAUGGUACGACGCCCACCCCUGCAAUCCGGGAUCAGACGUGGUGGAGAACAACUUCACGUUGCUGAACAGCUUCUGGUUCGGAGUGGGCUCCUUGAUGCAACAAGGCUCCGAGCUGAUGCCCAAGGCCCUGUCGACCAGGAUCAUCGGCGCCAUCUGGUGGUUUUUCACGCUCAUCAUCAUAUCGUCCUACACGGCCAACCUGGCGGCGAUCCUCACCGUGGAGAGGAUGGACUCGCCGGUGGACUCGGCCGACGACAUCGCCAAGCAGACCAAGAUCGAGUACGGCGUGGUCCGCGACGGCGCCACCAUGACUUUCUUCAAGGUACGCCGCGAACGGUUCCGGCCCUUUGAAUCGCGUCGAUCCGAUCGUUCCCGGCGGAAGAUCUCGUCGACCGUUCGAGGGGACGCCAAACGCGCGUGCGAUCUGAUUGUGGCCACUCGACGUGGGUGCGCCUUUUAUUCCGACCGCCGCCAGUUGAAUUUGAUUUGGUUCGAUUCGCCUUCGGGCUCGCCGUACAGGGACAAGAUCUCCGUGGCCAUCCUCAACAUCAUGGAGGACGGGCGCCUCCACUUGCUGAAGGAGAAGUGGUGGAGCGGCGGCGACGGCGGCUGCUCGGACGAUGAGCGGCGAGAGACGGGCCCCAUGGGGAUCCAGAAACUGGGCGGCGUAUUCGUGGUGCUGGCAUCCGGCCUGGCGCUGGCCGUCUUGGUGGCCGCGGCCCCCGGCCGCGGCCAAGACGGAUGCGGUGAUCGACGUGCGCGCCUACAACGACCGCCGUCUCCCCGGAAAGGACAACCUGAGCUGCGGCGCUGGGACGAGCCCCGCGUUCCCCUGAGCCUUCGCUCCCCGCAGGGCGACGGCCCCCCAGGCGACGCCUCGGGGGCGCCGCCCGACCACGGAGACGACGGCGCGGACGGGAUCCUGCGCUACGCCGUGAACAUGAACCACGGCGACGCGGGGACGCUGACCAAACACGGACAGCUCAAAAUGCCGGCGUCGGCCACGCAGGUAUGACGACUCGGGAUCCCCGCGUCCGCCAAAUUUUUACAUCGCGGACGCCAGCCCGAAGAAAGCAUCUUUUCAUCCCGUUCCCCGGACAAGGUCGCCGGGCCACGCAAAAACACAAAAGACCGGACUGAACAAAAAAAAAAAAAAAAAAAAAAAGAAGG
Molecule: messenger RNA, 3120 nt
Organism: Hippocampus comes (tiger tail seahorse)
Lineage: Eukaryota; Metazoa; Chordata; Actinopteri; Syngnathiformes; Syngnathidae
Product: glutamate receptor ionotropic, kainate 3
Exons: 15
Coding region: 194-2965 (923 amino acids)
Biological process (GO): monoatomic ion transport
Cellular component (GO): membrane
Molecular function (GO): signaling receptor activity; ligand-gated monoatomic ion channel activity
Source: RefSeq, a predicted model, not a curated record